Messenger RNA from Erigeron canadensis, 1428 nucleotides. RefSeq names its product putative F-box protein At1g32420. Gene Ontology annotation, molecular function: protein binding. NCBI's taxonomy places the organism in Eukaryota, Viridiplantae, Streptophyta, Magnoliopsida, Asterales, Asteraceae. The coding region runs from base 68 to 946 and encodes 292 amino acids. The transcript has 2 exons. The record is from RefSeq and is a predicted model, not a curated record.
CUCUCACCUUCAAACUUCAAUUUGCACACUCUGCAUCUUCACAACAUCAUAAAUUAACAACUCCAAAAUGUCAGACAAUAUACCACCAUUUGAAAUCCAAGCGGAAAUCUUAAAAAGGGUUUCAGAUGUGAAAUCAUUGCUUCAAUUUAGGUCCGUAUCGAAAUCAUGGAAGUCUGUCAUCGACAACCCCCGAUUUAUCGCCGGGUAUCACAGAAACCAGCCACCACGUCAUCAUAUAUUCUUAUGGUACCAUGUUCAGAUUCUUGACACUUUUGUAUCUAUGAUAGAUAACGAUGAUGACAAUAGUCAUAGUUUCGCCCAACACAAGGUUCCCCUUCCUAUUCCCAGUUCUUUUCAAUCACAUGGCGUUGACUCUUUCAUAGUUAUCGGUAGCAGCUCUAAAGGCUUGAUCUGCUUUUAUGAGCACAUUUAUAGAGAUAGAGUUGUUCUGUGGAAUCCUACAAUACGAAAAUCUGUUACUAUUGAUGUGCCUAAAGCAUCUUAUGAAUAUACGAUGGGUUUUGGGGUCAGUCCCGAGUCUGAUGACCCUAAGCUCGUCAAGAUUCAGAGAUUUGGUAAUGCGUUGGAUGAUCUGAAACCUAGGCAAGCCGAGCUUUAUAGUUUAAGCACGGGUGAGUGGAGGACAUUGUCGGAAGAUUUGCCUCGUUCAUCAGUUGCAUUCUAUAAUCAUGAUGGGCACGCAGCUAUAGGUAAUUUCAUUUGUUGGCUAGCUCAUGAGAAAGCUAUGAAACGAGAGAUGAUUAUUUCAUUUGAUAUGACAAGUGAAAAGUUUAUGGAAAUAUACAUCCCGGAUAGUGUGACAAAGGAUGCAUACAAUGAAUUGUGUUUAUUUAAGAUACAGGAGUCUCUCGCUGUGGCUGUGAUACAAAAUGAUCGUGUGGUUUAUCAAGUAUGGAUGAUGGAAGGAACAAUGGACAUCCUAUAAUUCGAAUGGAUGAUGACGACAAGUUUAAAGGCUCGGAUGGACUUGUUGUUUAUGAACCUGACUCGGAACAAUUCACUUCUAUAGGGGAUUCUGAAAGUAAUUAUACAAUCUAUGCGAGUUCCUACUUGGAAACGCUACUUUUGCUUGAUUACUAAGAUUGUAGUUUUCUUUAGCUCUACAUAUAUCAACAGGAAAGAGAAUGGGAACAUUUGAAACUGUGGAGCUCAGGACAAGUGACUUUUGGAGCAUGCAAGUAAUGCAUGGAGAUCAAGGUAUAAAGCUAUUCGUCAAAAUUUAAAUAGAUCCGUACUUGUGGUUGUAGUGAAAUUAAUCUUUUGUUUUUGUCAGCAAAAUAUAUAUGGCAUAUGCGCUUAGUUAUUUUUGGGUUGUCUGCGAUUUCGUUAUUUAUCUUUGGUUCUAUUUUGUUAUUUAAUCUACGUUCUGAAACAGUGAGGGUGUUUCAUUUACGUUAGAUCUUAAAA